Messenger RNA from Psammomys obesus (fat sand rat), 2398 nucleotides. It is a transcript of the gene P4ha1, whose product is annotated as prolyl 4-hydroxylase subunit alpha 1. Gene Ontology annotation, biological process: peptidyl-proline hydroxylation to 4-hydroxy-L-proline. Gene Ontology annotation, molecular function: protein binding; L-ascorbic acid binding; iron ion binding. The record is from RefSeq and is a predicted model, not a curated record. Gene Ontology annotation, cellular component: endoplasmic reticulum. The transcript has 12 exons. Bases 1 to 1335 code for a protein of 444 amino acids. Lineage: Eukaryota; Metazoa; Chordata; Mammalia; Rodentia; Muridae.
AUGGCAUCAAUGUGGAAGUCAGAGGACAAUUUGUGUAGUUUGUUCUCUACUUCCACUGUGACUGUUAGGGAUGAACUUGCAUCCUCAGGCUUGGAGGCUAGUGCUGAGCCCAACACUGGCCUUAGGCUCUUUAGGCACAUCCCCGAUGCCUUUUCAAAUGAAAGUGAAGUAGCACUUGGAAAGUUAUGUAAUCGGGUGAAGCACAAGUCUUUUCUAACAGCCGAAGACUGCUUUGAGUUGGGCAAAGUGGCAUAUACAGAAGCAGAUUAUUACCACACAGAACUGUGGAUGGAACAAGCACUAAUGCAGCUGGAGGAAGGAGAGGUCUCUACCAUUGACAAAGUCUCUGUUCUAGAUUAUUUGAGCUAUGCAGUAUACCAGCAGGGAGACCUGGAUAAGGCACUCUUGCUUACAAAGAAGCUUCUUGAACUAGAUCCUGAACAUCAGAGAGCUAAUGGUAACUUAAUAUAUUUUGAGUAUAUAAUGAGUAAAGAAAAAGAUGACAAUAAGUCUGCUUCAGGUGACCAAUCUGAUCAGAAAACUACACCAAAGAAAAAAGGGAUUGCUGUGGAUUACCUGCCAGAGAGACAGAAGUACGAAAUGCUGUGCCGUGGGGAGGGUAUCAAAAUGACUCCUCGGAGACAAAAAAAGCUGUUUUGCCGCUACCAUGAUGGAAACCGGAAUCCUAAGUUUAUUCUGGCUCCAGCCAAACAGGAGGAUGAGUGGGACAAGCCUCGUAUUAUUCGUUUCCAUGAUAUUAUUUCCGAUGCAGAAAUUGAAACUGUCAAAGAUUUAGCAAAGCCAAGGCUGAGCCGAGCUACAGUACAUGACCCUGAGACGGGGAAAUUGACCACAGCACAGUACAGAGUAUCUAAGAGUGCUUGGCUGUCUGGCUAUGAAGACCCUGUGGUGUCUCGAAUUAAUAUGAGAAUACAAGAUCUCACAGGACUGGAUGUUUCAACAGCAGAGGAAUUACAGGUAGCAAAUUAUGGAGUUGGAGGACAAUAUGAACCUCAUUUUGACUUUGCAAGGAAAGAUGAGCCGGAUGCUUUUAGAGAGCUUGGGACAGGAAAUAGAAUUGCUACAUGGCUGUUUUAUAUGAGUGAUGUGUCUGCUGGAGGCGCCACUGUUUUCCCUGAAGUAGGAGCCAGUGUUUGGCCCAAAAAAGGUACUGCUGUCUUCUGGUAUAAUCUGUUUGCCAGUGGUGAAGGAGAUUACAGUACACGGCAUGCAGCCUGUCCCGUGCUAGUUGGAAACAAAUGGGUAUCCAACAAAUGGCUCCAUGAACGUGGACAAGAAUUCCGAAGGCCAUGCACCCUGUCAGAACUGGAAUGACAGACAGUCUCCCUGCCCCUGUUGUCCUCUAAUGCGCCAGGCACGAUUGUGGGUCAUAACUUUUGGGAAGUUUACAGAUCACUAACACUCCACGGUUAACUCAGUCAUGAACCUCAUCCCAUGUUUUGUCUGCGGACAAUCACUUGUGUAUUUUUUUUUUUAAUUAACACUCAGUCACCACAUUAUGUCAAACUUUACAGUUCAGUUGUUAUCACAGGAUACAGACAUUUAAAAUGAGGAGUCCUAUAUCUGUUUUUGGUUAUUAUUAUUUUUUUUUUUAAUGAGCAUCCAGUUGAAGACAUUAUGACAUCUCAGUAGGGUGGGACAGGCAAGGCUGUGUCCUGGCAUGCAGAUGCCUGUACAUCUGUUCUUCCCUUGCUGUACUUUUUGGGUUGCUGAGUACUAGUAAGAAACUAGGACCUUAGUCUGGGUCAUUGGGUUUUGCCCCUUCAUCUGUUAUUCCACAUUCAUAUUAUUAUUUAAAGAAACUGUAUUUGGUUUGAGAAAAUUACUUUGUUCAAAAGUCCUGCAGAAAUGGCCUUUACAACUAAAAUGCUCAGACUUAGACAUUUUCUCAAGUGACUGAUGUGUCCAGAGACUGCUGUUCCAAGUGACAGUGCCCUGCCUUGUAUUCCAGCUGCAGCAGGCCGCGAUGCUGGCAUUCUGAUGAAAUACUGUGCCUUAGGAGACUGGGAGUUAGGAAAUGUACAGGUCCUUGUAAUGACGGAGUUGAUUUUUUAAAAGGAAAUGUUCUAUAAAAAGCCAAAAUGUUUGACUUUUUUCCAUUCUGAAAUGUGUUAUAACAAUGACCUAUUUAUGAUCUUAAAUCUUUUUUUUAAAAAAAGUCUCUGUGUGGUAAUUCUCAUGUUUAAAUCCAAAUGUAAAAUACAGUGCUGCUUGUAGUUAAUACUAAUUUACUCCUUUACAGGGCUGAGAUUUAAUAUUCGUGGUUAAACAUUUAGUUAAUCAAAACAUGUUUCUUUGUAUAGCUUGCCUGGCCUGCUCCAGACUCCUGAGACAUUAACAGAAAGUGAACUUUUCUUCAAAGAUGGUCAUACUUUGG